CGUGGAGGAGCUGGGGGUCGCCGGAAACAUCGUGCGCCACAUCCCGGACCGCGUCCAGCCCACGAGCAACCUGAGUCCCUGUACUCCAUCCCUUCUCCCGUGGACACCUGCGGGGACCCGGGCGCACGCGCCCGGACCACGGAGCCCUCGGCGGCAGGGCAGUGUCCCAAAUGGACCCUCAUCUUCGACCUGUCGGCUGUGGACCCCGCGGAGCUCCCGAGCCGAGCCCGUCUGGAGCUGCGCUUCGCAGCGGAGGAAGCGGCUGCGGCGGAGACAGCAGGCGGCUGGGAGCUGAGCGUGGCGCAGGCAGCCGAGGAGGUGGGCGCAGGCCCGGUGCUGCUCCGCCAGGCAGUGGUCUCCCUGGGGACGCCGGUGCGCGCUGAGCUGCUGGGCGCCACCUGGGCCCACAACGCCUCAGUACCACGCAGCCUCCGCCUGGCGCUGGCGCUGCGCCCCCGGCACACGGGCACCUGCGGGCGCUUGGCUGAGGCCUCACUGUUGUUGGUGACCCUUGACCCGCGCCUGUGCCACCCCUUCGCCCGGCCGCGGCGCGAGGCCGAGCCCUCGGUGGGUGGUGGCCACGGGGGCUCCUGUCGCGCCCGGCGGCUCUACGUCAGCUUCCGCGAGGUGGGCUGGCAUCGCUGGGUCAUUGCGCCGCGCGGUUUCCUGGCCAACUACUGCCAGGGCCAGUGCUCGCUGCCCGCCACGCUGCCCGGGCCCGGGGGGCCGCCCGCGCUCAACCACGCCGUGCUGCGCGCGCUCAUGCACUCGGCAGCCCCCGGUCCUGCCGGCCUGCCCUGCUGUGUUCCCGCGCGCCUGUCACCCAUCUCCGUGCUCUUCUUCGACAACAGUGACAACGUGGUCCUGCGGCACUACGAGGACAUGGUGGUGGACGAGUGCGGCUGCCGCUGACAGACGUGCAGGAGCGGGGACACAAUAAACACUGGGUGGUUUGA
Messenger RNA from Myotis davidii, 956 nucleotides. RefSeq names its product growth differentiation factor 1 (gene GDF1). Gene Ontology annotation, biological process: SMAD protein signal transduction; BMP signaling pathway. The record is from RefSeq and is a predicted model, not a curated record. Gene Ontology annotation, cellular component: extracellular region. The transcript is spliced from 3 exons. Gene Ontology annotation, molecular function: cytokine activity; growth factor activity. The annotation marks the transcript as partial. Lineage: Eukaryota; Metazoa; Chordata; Mammalia; Chiroptera; Vespertilionidae.